CACACUGCACCAAAAGGAUGUUGACGGAAGAUAUGUGUUUGUUUUCUGGACGUUUCUCCAGCAAAACUUAGUAGCCUACAGUUAAAGUGUUAUAGCAGUAAAGCGACAUCUUACUUCACUAUAGCUGACCUGACAAUUCAUUAGUUUCAUCUACUUUUACAGCUUUUCUGUUUUGUUCCUCACAUUUAAUUUAAUUUAAGCAACUUUUUUUGCAGACUAGUCUAUUAACAUGAUGCUAUAUUUUCAUAAAUAGUGUAGAUGUUUUAAGGGGAUACUUUUGCUUUAAAUUAUUGCGUAAAUUAUUUAUUGUCGGUUGUUUUUUUGGAGCAGUUAUACAAAGAAAACAGAUGCAUUGUUAUCUUGUUAUUGGUGUGUUCAGGUACAUGUUUGGGUCUGUUAAACGCAACUUUUAUAUAACAUGCACUGGAUCAACUUUGGUGAUCCUCUCAUAUGUUUUUCUUUUUGGGAUUCAAUGUAGUGUCUACCCCGUUGGGUCAAGGCCGCGUGAACCAGCUCGGGGGAGUUUUCAUAAAUGGCAGACCUCUGCCCAACCACAUCCGACAUAAAAUCGUGGAAAUGGCGCACCACGGCGUCAGGCCGUGUGUCAUCUCCCGACAGCUGCGGGUCUCCCACGGCUGCGUGUCCAAAAUCCUGUGCCGGUACCAGGAGACGGGCUCCAUCAGACCCGGUGCCAUCGGUGGCAGCAAACCCAAGCAGGGAACAACGCCGGACGUAGACAAGAGAAUAGAAGAUUACAAGCGGGAAAACCCGGGUAUGUUUAGCUGGGAGAUUCGGGAUAAAUUACUGAAGGAUGGGAUAUGUGACCGCAACAACGUCCCUUCAGUGAGCUCCAUCAGUCGCACCAUGCGGAGUAAGUUUGGGGGGAGAGGCGAUGAAGAGGAGGACGAAGAGGAGAUCGAGAGGAAGGAGUUGGAGGAGAACGACCGGAGGGCCAAACACAGCAUUGAAGGCAUCCUGGGAGACAGAUCGAGUCACUCCGACGAGGGUACGGACGUGGAGUCGGAGCCUGAUCUGCCACUUAAGAGGAAGCAGCGGCGCAGUCGGACCACCUUCACGGCGGAGCAGCUGGAGGAGCUGGAGAGGGCCUUCGAGAGGACCCACUACCCCGACAUCUACACCAGGGAGGAGCUCGCCCAGAGGGCCAAACUCACCGAGGCCAGGGUCCAGGUUUGGUUCAGCAACAGGCGGGCGAGGUGGAGGAAGCAAGCGGGAGCCAGUCAGCUGAUGGCGUUUAAUCACCUGAUCCCAGGAGGGUUCCCACCUUCAGCCAUGUCCAGCAUCGGCUACCAGCUCUCUGACAGCCCCUACCCCCCCUCAUCGAUAGCACAAGUGUCGGAGCCCCCCAGCACGUUGCAUCGGCCCCAGCCCCUCCCUCCCUCCUCGGGCCACCAGGCCGGCGGUGGCGGAGGGCAGGUGGAAGGAGGCUCUGCCUACUGCCUCGCCUCCGGACGCCACUCCUUCUCAGGCUACUCGGACAGCUUUGUGAGCGCCGGAGGACCAGCCAACCCCAUGAACCCCGCCCUAGGAAACGGACUCUCCCCACAGGUGAUGGGUCUGCUGAACCCGGGCGGCGUGCCGCACCAGCCCCAAAGCGACUACGCCAUCUCCCCGCUGACGGGCGGCCUGGAGCCCCCCGCCGGCAUGGCCACCAGCUGCAGCCAGCGCAUGGACCACAUCAAGGGCCUGGAGGGCCUCACCAGCGUUCCCUCCAUGUCGGCCCUGCCCUCCCUGCCCAGCUCCCAGUCCUACUGCCCCGCCUCCUACAGCUCACCGGCCUACACCGUCGACCACGUGGCGUCCUACCAGUACGGCCAGUACGGACAAAAUGCCCUUUCUUAUCUGAGGCCUGAAAUCUCCUGAUCGUGAGCUUCGGACUUGGCAGAGGGACAUUUUGCUUGUACAGCGAAGGAAAUCUUUUACUAUCUGGACCAAAUUUUAUUUUGCUACCAUUUACCGGGACACACUCUCUCCUCUGCAGGACAUUUUUAUUAUUAAUUCUUGUUGGAGAAAUGGACAAAAAAACAAAAAGAAAAAGAAAAAGAAGGGACCACAAGAAGGAAUAUCAGACCAAAAAACUUUCGACUGACUGUGAAGAAAAACCUGUUGUUGGACUGUGAACGUUGCGUCGGUGUUUUGUAGAUGAACGGCAGAGACGUCAGCGCUUACUGAGGUUGGAGCAGCGGAGCUCUGACCGUCUACAGGCUUCUCCAGUGACCAAAACACCAUCCGUGGACUCUCUCCUGUGGGGGUCUUUGUGAGGACAGCGAACCCAAAUCUCUUUCGUCAUAAUCUGCCAGCCUUGGAAAAUGUUUACAUAUCUGAGGGCCGCAUGAGUACAUAUGAAAUUCCCAUGUAUCCCCAAGUUGUAUCUGCUGAAAGGGGAAAAAGAAAAGGGCUUUGUUGAUUUAUUUUUUUUUGUUGCAUUUAUUUGAGAUCUCCGCAUCCCACGAUUGGAGAGAUAUUCCAGAGACGGAGAAAACAAACGUGAGCAAGAGAAUCUGUGCGGUUUUAUUGCAUUAGAAACUCUUAAUGUACACCACAGCUGUACUGCAGCGAAAGUUCAUUCAAACAUUCCUCCCCCCCCCCACCCCUCUCUCUCUCUCCUCUCGCCUUUCUCCCUCUGUCUCAUUGAUGUUUCGGACGGUGAGGCAGGAGGGAUCUCGGCCCUUUUGUAGUUUUAGAGAGCGACUCGGUGGAGGUCAGGGGGUGACUUCAGGGAAAGUGACAGAUGAGAGAGCAGUAGAGGAGGGCGGCAGAGAAGUGGCUUUAGAGGGAGGGGGGAGGGGGGUGAUAGGCAGGAUCGAUCACAGGGGUUAAAAACCCUUUAAAGAUCCUCUCCAAGCCACCAGGUCACAAGUCACGACCGAGAGAGUUUUAGACUAAAGACAGCCAUUCUGCCAGCUGACCAGAAGUGCAAUAUCAUGUAUCUUUAGAGUCGACCUCACCAUUAAAACAAUAAAAAAAGUCCAACAAAACACUUUGGAUUCAUUCUCUGGAUCUAGUUUGGGACAAAAAGGAACAACACAUGUGCCUUUGAAGGCUCUUGGGUCCAAGACAAAUAUGAAACAUUGCUAAUCCUGCUGUCAUAGCACACCGCGGACCACAUUUGUAAGGACUUAAGUCAGUGCGGUGUCACGAGGAAAAGAGCGAAACAAGGGAAAUGCCAAUGUAAACAGAAAAUAACCAGGAACGACAAAGCCAAAACCGUACUUUAUCUUUUAUUUCUUUAUUUCUUUUUUCUGUUUUUUGCAUAUGAUAUAAUAAUAAUAAUAAUAAUAAUUAGGUUUCAUUCCGGACAUAUUUAUUGUCUCAAAAUGUUCUGUAUCUCGACAGUGUCGUAAAACAAAAAAAAAAUCCCCCACAAUGUACAAGUGAGUGGCAAUACUUUAUCCGUCAAACUCCGAGUGCCUUCACCAGCGCUCUUGUUUUGUUCGUCCGUCUGUCUGUUAGAAUGAAACAGUCCUUUCAUUCCUUUGAUAUAUUUUUUUGUAUUAUUUGACAAAGCGAUAUGACAUAACGUCACGUGUACAAGCGCAUUAUCACUACUAUUUAUAAUAAAAUAAAAAACUUCUGAAAAUAGCUGCCUCUGCUGUCUCAUUCUUUUUGUUGUUGUUGUUGUUGUUCAUCUGGUGGUUAAUUACUAAAUAGAGUCUUUGUGUGUUUUUUGUUUGCCACGA
Messenger RNA from Anarrhichthys ocellatus (wolf-eel), 3698 nucleotides. It is a transcript of the gene pax3b, whose product is annotated as paired box 3b. The record is from RefSeq and is a predicted model, not a curated record. The transcript is spliced from 8 exons. Bases 451 to 1881 code for a protein of 476 amino acids. Gene Ontology annotation, biological process: anatomical structure development; regulation of transcription by RNA polymerase II. Gene Ontology annotation, molecular function: RNA polymerase II cis-regulatory region sequence-specific DNA binding; DNA-binding transcription factor activity, RNA polymerase II-specific. NCBI's taxonomy places the organism in Eukaryota, Metazoa, Chordata, Actinopteri, Perciformes, Anarhichadidae.